GUCAGCUUUCUCCGGAUUUCUAUUGGCCCAACGUGCCGUCGGUCGGCAGCCGGCCCGCCCCCUCAGAACCUUACAUUUACAGUGUAGCAAAAGAGAAAGUAACUAUGUUGCUGCUGGAGAUCAAUGAAGCCAAGUGAAUGGGGGCUGAAUGGGCGAAUCCUUAGCUGAAGCGGAGCGCCAGAUGGUGGAGGGCUACACUUAUUUAUGAAACUGUCUUGAGUUCUUCUUCAAUUGCCAGUUUUCAGCCUCCUCAUGCCUCCAUCUCCUUUAGACGACAGGGUAGUAGUGGCACUGUCUAGGCCCGUCCGACCUCAGGAUCUCAACCUUUGUUUAGACUCUAGCUACCUUGGCUCUGCCGCCCCAGGCAGUAACAGCCACCCUCCUGUCAUUGCCACCACCGUCAUAUCCCUCAAGGCUGCGAAUCUGACGUAUAUGCCCUCAUCCAGCGGCUCUGCCCGCUCCCUGAAUUGUGGAUGCAGCAGCACUAGUUGCUGCACUGUGGCAACCUACGACAAGGACAAUCAGGCCCAAACUCAAGCCAUUGCUGCCGGCACCGCCACCACUGCCAUCGGAACCUCUACUGCCUGCCCUGACAACCAGAUGGUCAACAACAAUGAGAAUGCAGGCCCUUUAAGUCCAUCAGGUGGGGUGGGCAGCCCUGUGUCAGGGACCCCCAAGCAGCUAGCCAGCAUCAAAAUAAUCUACCCCAAUGACUUGGCGAAGAAGAUGACCAAAUGCAGCAAGAGUCACCUGCCGAGCCAGGGCCCUGUCAUCAUCGACUGCAGGCCCUUCAUGGAGUACAACAAGAGUCACAUCCAAGGAGCUGUCCACAUUAACUGUGCCGAUAAGAUCAGCCGGCGGAGACUGCAGCAGGGCAAGAUCACUGUCUUAGACUUGAUUUCCUGUAGGGAAGGCAAGGACUCUUUCAAGAGGAUCUUUUCCAAAGAAAUUAUAGUUUAUGAUGAGAAUACCAAUGAGCCGAGCCGAGUGAUGCCCUCCCAGCCACUUCACAUAGUCCUCGAGUCCCUGAAGAGAGAAGGCAAAGAACCUCUGGUGUUGAAAGGUGGACUUAGCAGUUUUAAGCAGAACCAUGAAAACCUCUGUGACAACUCCCUCCAGCUCCAAGAAUGCCGAGAGGUGGGGGGCGGCGCAUCUGCAGCCUCGAGCAUGCUACCUCAGUCCAUCCCCACCACCCCUGACAUCGAGAAUGCAGAGCUGACGCCCAUCUUGCCCUUCCUGUUCCUUGGCAAUGAGCAGGACGCUCAGGACCUGGACACGAUGCAGCGGCUGAACAUCGGCUACGUCAUCAAUGUCACCACUCACCUGCCCCUCUACCACUACGAGAAAGGCCUGUUCAACUACAAGAGGCUGCCGGCUACUGACAGUAACAAGCAGAACCUGCGGCAAUACUUUGAAGAGGCAUUUGAGUUCAUUGAGGAAGCUCACCAGUGUGGGAAAGGGCUUCUCAUCCAUUGCCAGGCGGGGGUGUCCCGUUCUGCCACCAUCGUCAUUGCGUACUUGAUGAAGCACACUCGGAUGACCAUGACUGAUGCUUAUAAAUUUGUCAAAGGCAAACGACCAAUUAUUUCCCCAAACCUUAACUUCAUGGGGCAAUUACUGGAGUUUGAGGAAGACCUGAACAACGGUGUGACACCGCGAAUUCUUACACCAAAGCUGAUGGGCGUGGAAACGGUCGUCUGACAAAAGUCUGGAUGGAAAGGAUUACUCGUCUCCAUUAAGAGACGAAGAGAAAGAAGGAUGGAUUCUUUCUUUUUUCCUUUUUCUUUCUUUCUUCUCCUUCUUUUUUUUUAGAUGGGGUAAAGUUUGUGAAUGGAAACAAAACUUGUUUAAAAACUUUUUAUUUUUCACAAGUGUGAGAAGAAUUUAUCUUUUGAUGCCGUUGAGAUUUCCUUCCCACGAACUGAUAAAGCAGGGAGGCUAAAGGAGUAAUUUUUUUAAGCCAACAAUAAAAAUAUAAUAAAACUUGUUUCUUCCCCUUUUCCUUUUAAGCUAUUUGUAGAGUUUAUGAUUAAAUAGUCUGUGCAGGUUCAUAGACCGAAGAUACUACAACUUACACAAAUUAAAAAGAACCAAAAGUAAGAGACAGAAAAGACAUUGAAUCACGAAGGCCCGAGAGCUGCCUGGGCCGUCCACACAGGAAACAAAAACCCAACCAAACCAAGCCCUGUUGUACUCACUGGUGCAAAGAGAAAAUCAGGGCAGCUUAAGUGGUCUAAGAACCCUUCACAUUCUUUAAAGAGACAAAAGAUACUGUUGAUUUUGUGUGUUUCAUACUCGGGAUUAUUUCCCCCCCUCUCUGGGUUUAAGAGAUUUUUUUUGAAAUAGCGAGGAACUGACAAUUAUACCAUAUGCCUUCACUGGCUUCUUGUGCAAUAAUACGGUGUUUUGAGUGUGCAAACAAGUUAGAGCUGGCAGCCGAAUAAUAGACAAAUAGUGCAAAUUUGCCAGCUUGGAGAUCGAAAGGAAUUCAAUAAAAAUCAAUUACUUUCCUUCC
Molecule: messenger RNA, 2515 nt
Organism: Callorhinus ursinus (northern fur seal)
Lineage: Eukaryota; Metazoa; Chordata; Mammalia; Carnivora; Otariidae
Source: RefSeq, a predicted model, not a curated record